CAUGUGCCACCAUGAGGAAACGACAGCAGUGAGUCAGGAGGGGAUUUGUAAUAUGUCCGCAUUCAAGAGUGUACAGUGACAAUGUCCGACUGCCCACCUGUCGAGGGUCAAACUGAAAAUGGUCAACCUGACCAGCGCGCAGCCGGCCAAUAGUGUUAUGUCAACCUUCACGCAGUCUUGGUAUCGAAACCUCUGCGGACUACUUCCUGUCACCCGACCUCCAAAUGGCGCCAGGACAGGACUAGACGCAGUGCGGGAAGAUAGCAGAGUUAUUACGGACUAUAUUAUAUCGGAAUUUGUGAAAUCAGCCGACAUAAGCGUUCACUCUUCCCUAGAGAAGAUCUGUCUGACCAUGAAGACUUUGGUGAAACAAGUGAUGGAAACGGAAGGCAAGAGAUUCACGGACUUGACGGGGGAUAUGGAUAUGGCUACCUUGAGGAAUGACCCUCGGCAGGUGGUCAACGCAGUGCUGGACAGCAUGUUUGAGGAUGGUCGAAUCCACUGGCUAAGGAUCGUAGCCGCCUAUGUAUUCGCCAUUAACCUGGCCAGGAGAUGUACCUCAGAGCAAGACGAGACACUAGGAGUGAAAGUGGUCAGGUCAGUUGGAGAAUACCUCUGCAACGAGAGCAUGGCCCGCUGGAUAUUGUCAGAGGGGGGAUGGCAAAAUAUUACGACAGUAUUUGUGGAUGCCAACGAUUUGGAGCAGAAGUUGAAGUCUGUUGGUUAUCUGGCGUUGGCAGUGGGAUUUGGUGCCUUGCUAUCUGUCGUGUCUUCCCGUUAACAGGUGGAGAUUGUGGAUCAGACAGUCGCAUUGAUAACAGUCAACGAAAUCCGAACAAGAGAAAGACGUGUUCCACAUUUUGGAAUCCUGUUCGUUAUAUUACCAAAUUUAGUUUGCUCUCGAUGUAGUUUGUGCAGCAGGCAUAACGUCACAGACCCCCAUUAAUUUUCCAGCCCCUAACAUUUCGUGGCCCAGCCUGUGAGAAAGAAACCAAUAAAAUCUUGACAUAGAUUGACCGUCAAAAUCUGGCCCUUUCUAUGCCGGCAGCUGGGAGGGGUGCCUAGCAACAAAAAAGGGACGUCAGUCGCAGCCUUAUCACCGCCUAUCUCCUUGUGUCCUGUCGCCCAGAAUUUCAAGCAAAAAAAGGCUUUACACCCUAAAAUACACAGAAUUACAUUCGUAAUUCAUGCUCCCGAAAAACGGAAGUUGUAAUGGGGGUCUGUGUCCAUAAUGUGAAAUAAAACACGGUAGAGCGCAUGAAUGGUACCGCACCGCGGACAACAACAAAACGGCGGUGCAUUCUACUCGCCAUUGGCAUUUUUUGUACUAUUUAUUAUCAGUGUAAAGAUAUGGAACAGAUCACAAAUGGCAGCAUGAAGGUAUCGUAUAUUUUUGUUGAUAUGAUAAGCAUUAUAGUUUUGUUAGCAUAUCACGUUUUUAUUCUUGUGUACGUUUAUGCACACGGUUUAAAGUUGACUCGGUUAAACUGAUCAUGUCGGUAACAAAAAAACAACUGUCCCAGUCAACCUCACGUGGGUGGCCUUCGGCUAUUAAUUAUCCUUUAGCUGCAUACAAAUGUACGUUUUAAAGGUCUUUCUCUUAAAACGUUAUAUCCGAAAAUCAGCACCACUCAUUUCAAAUUAGGCCACAGAUGCGUUGGAUUAUUUAGAGAGGUGUGUAUACACAUAUAUAAGUUUUGGAGACAUCGAAGAAUCGCAGGGUAAAAGCAGACAAUUGUAAUAUGAAUAUGGAAGACGAAAACACUGUCAUAAACAUGUAUGAUUAGUCGGAUAUAACAUACUAGAUGUAUGACUGUUACAGUGCCAUAAGCAGUCUUGUUUUCCUAUUGACAUAAUGUAAACAUACAUCCUUUCCAGAGCUACCUGUACAUUUGCCAUUGUUGUUUAUAUUGCUACGUCUGUGAUAUUUGUAAAAUGUUUCGAUUGGCAUUCUACACAUGUAUCAAUCCUAAUGCUGUGAAGCAUUUUAUCUCCUUUUAGUCUUGUUGAUUCCACGGACAGUAUAUUUUAUAUAUUGUUAGGUACUGUACAACAAGCGUUAUCUAUCAUUGUUUACAACUUCCAAAUUUAUGUAGACAUUUUUCUACAUAACGAUAUUUAUUCAAAUUUGUGGGACCAUUUUAAUUGUUGUCGUUAAUCUUUGUUAUAUUUUAAGCCUUAAUCAAUGUAGAAGACCCCCCCCCCCCCCACUUCCCCAGGGAAUUCAUAUCAUUCGGUAAUAUACAUCAUAUUUAUUUAAAGGGAAGGGUUAUUUUCGUAAAUAGCUAUGAAAGAUAUAUUUGACAUGAAUUUAAUUUUAUUGGGUAUGUAUUACAGUUUUAAAUAUCUCCGCUAAAGAAUAAUUGUAACAUCUGUUUAACAGAAGAGUUUCUGAAUCAAAUAAUAAAUGGUAUACUGUGGAUGGCUUCUGGGUACAUAGGUUCUUCUAAAGCCUUUGCUGUUUUGACAACACACUUCGGAACUUUCGCACUGGGUGUUGGUAUAUAUUAUAGAGAUGAUUUUAUGUGUGCAAAGUUAGAGGGGGUAAAAGAUUGAUAGUCACAUUUUUGCUGCUUUAAAUGUAUUUAUACACAUUCUUCCUUCUUUACUGGUUCGAGUUUUACAUAAUAAGAUUGUAGUUCACGCUCGUGCUAUUGAAAGCAUAAUGAUCGAUGGGCAUAUUGUGACUGACUAAGAUAAAAGUUAAAUACAAACACAUCAAAACAACUGUUUUAGUGUACUCUUUGUAUGUGCAUGAUACGCUCACACGUUGAGCUAUAUCGAUAUCUUUAGAUGACAAUACGUUUACGAAAAUAUAAAGUGUCUGUAUGUACCAGUUCACCUAAACAGAAUUAUAUCCAGCUUGUAAAUAAAGUUUCAUUCCGAAGUGCCUUUGAAGGCAACAUGUGACAGCUUUUUACUCUGACCAAAAACUUACAGAUACAAAAAGAAAUAGAGUGCACGAUAUUUUCAGCAUAUUUCAGUUUUGUUUUUCAUUUUUAGUUGAAUCUCAGCAGAGCAAUAAACAUAGUUUAACGUUUACUGUGUC
This is a messenger RNA of Liolophura sinensis, 3049 nucleotides long. RefSeq lists its product as uncharacterized. NCBI's taxonomy places the organism in Eukaryota, Metazoa, Mollusca, Polyplacophora, Chitonida, Chitonidae. Gene Ontology annotation, biological process: intrinsic apoptotic signaling pathway in response to DNA damage; extrinsic apoptotic signaling pathway in absence of ligand; release of cytochrome c from mitochondria. Gene Ontology annotation, molecular function: BH domain binding. Bases 119 to 781 code for a protein of 220 amino acids. Gene Ontology annotation, cellular component: mitochondrial outer membrane. The record is from RefSeq and is a predicted model, not a curated record. The transcript is spliced from 3 exons.